AAUAAGGCCCUCGGUCUGUGACGUAAUUCCCCCGCGACUGGAAUCAUUCAAAACAAUAAUCCGUUUGAUAUUUCAGUUUUACACUAGUAUUUUAUUCGAGAGCGGAACACAAUGGCGUUGGAAACUGUCCCCAAAGACCUGCGCCAUCUGCGAGCCUGUCUCCUUUGUUCUUUAGUGAAGACCAUCGACCAGUUUGAAUACGACGGCUGUGACAACUGUGAGUCGUACCUCCAGAUGAAGGGGAACCGGGAGAUGGUUUAUGAAUGCACAAGCUCCUCGUUUGAUGGUGUGAUAUCCAUGAUGAGUCCUGACGACAGCUGGGUAGCUAAAUGGCAGAGGAUAGGCAACUUUAAGCCAGGUGUAUAUGCAGUGUCGGUAACGGGCAGACUACCUCCAGGUGUGGUGAGAGAGUUGAAAAGCAGAGGAGUGAUCUACAAAUCCAGAGACACAGCAGUGAAGUCAUAAACCCGACGAGUUCCAGUUGUCUGUUCAGUGACACCAUAGCCGUGUGCGAUUACAGCGACAACUCCCAGAAAGAAUGAACAAAUGUGGGACUGUACCUGAUCAUGUCUGUGACGUUGUAACAAACUGCCCAUCACUUUGUGUUUGAUUCAAAAUAUUAGCAUCGGUGCAUAUAGGGGAGAAGAAGUGGCUGUUUUUUUGUAUUUCUUGGAUAAAUGAGGAAAAUAAAAGGUCUUUUGUUUAUAAGAAAUGUGAGUUAUGGUUUAUAGCAAAGUUGAUUCGGGGACAAGCAUUUGUUUAUCCAGUUGACAGUGACCGACAUGGCAGGUGUCACAUUUGUGACCCGGUUCAAAAGAUGAUUACGCACACUCUCUGAUAAAUUGUCAAUAGCCAGAAAUUCUUGUUAGGAACAACUUUAUACUAGUAAGAAAAUAAGAAGAAAACUCAUCAAGGUCCACAGUGUACAUUUCACACAAGCACAUUUGUCAACUUGUUUUUGCAUAAUACAAUAACUUUGACUGAUUUCAUACACCAGAGAAGAGAAAGUAAAGAUUCGUAUCACAAUACGA
Gasterosteus aculeatus aculeatus (three-spined stickleback) is the source of this 1031-nucleotide messenger RNA. It is a transcript of the gene supt4h1, whose product is annotated as SPT4 homolog, DSIF elongation factor subunit. Gene Ontology annotation, cellular component: nucleus; DSIF complex. The record is from RefSeq and is a predicted model, not a curated record. Gene Ontology annotation, biological process: regulation of DNA-templated transcription; transcription elongation by RNA polymerase II; transcription elongation-coupled chromatin remodeling. NCBI's taxonomy places the organism in Eukaryota, Metazoa, Chordata, Actinopteri, Perciformes, Gasterosteidae. Gene Ontology annotation, molecular function: RNA polymerase II complex binding; zinc ion binding.